CUCCUCACCCAGUCAUCCGUGCAGCUGCUCUUCGGUAAAGCCUACUCUUUCAUGCCAGUCAAAUGGGUCUUCCUCCUUGCGAUCGGUAUCUUCGAACUGGGCUCCCUGGUCUGCGGCGUCGCUCCGUCGUCGACGGCCUUGAUUAUCGGUCGAGCGAUCGCCGGUCUCGGAUCUGCAGGGAUUUCCAGUGGAGCGAUCAUUAUCGUGACCUACUCGGUUCCUCUGAUCAAGCGUCCGAUGUAUACUGGGCUGAUCGGAGCCAUGUACGGUAUCGCAUCAGUUGCCGGGCCUUUGCUCGGAGGCGCAUUUACGGACAUGGUUACAUGGCGGUGGUGUUUCUAUAUUAACCUCCCGAUCGGAGGCCUCGCCGUUGUCUUGAUUGUCAUCUUCCUGAAGCCAUUCAAACGGCAGAAGGUGAGCGCUGAUUGGAAGCAGAACCUGCGUCAACUAGAUUUUCUGGGCAGUGCUGUCUUCAUGCCGGCCAUCAUCUGCAUCCUAUUAGCGCUCCAAUUCGGGGGUACCGUGUACACCUGGUCCAACUGGCGACUUAUUCUCCUUUUGGUUCUCUUUGGGGUGUUGAUUAUUGCGUGGUUAGGUAUUCAGUACUGGAAGGGGGAUAUGGCGACAGUCCCACCGCGCAUGCUCAAGCAGCGCUCAUUUGCGGCUGCCUCUUGGUUCAACUUUACUCUGGGUUCGUUCUUCCUGGUGCUCAUCUAUUACAUCCCCAUCUGGUUCCAGGCAGUGAAGGGCACAUCGGCAGUCGGAUCAGGCAUCCGCAACAUCCCGUUCAUUCUUGGACUCGUGUUGGUUUCCAUCAUUUCCGGCAUUGGCGUGACUGCGAUUGGAUACUACGCCCCCUUCAUGAUCGCAUGCUCUGUGAUUUCCGCCAUCGGAACAGGAUUGAUGAUGACGUUCCAGCCCACCACGCCGCAUGAGCAUUGGAUCGGAUACCAAGUUAUGGUUGGUAUCGGCAUCGGUAUGGGACUACAACAACCCCUGAUCGUGGUGCAGACCGUCCUCCCCCUCGCCGAGGUCCCCAUUGGAACCGCCGUGAUGUACUUCCUCCAGACCUUUGGCGGCACGGUCUUCGUCUCUGUAGGACAGAAUGUCUUUGCUAACCAGCUUAAAAUUGACCUUGCCCAGGCCGUUCCGGACCUGGACUCGGAUCUCGUGGUCAACUCGGGGGCGACUAGCCUCCAAAAGAUCGUUCCCGCGAGUGAUCUUCCGGCUGUCAAAAUUGCGUACAACCACUCCCUGACCCGGGCGUUUCUGGUAGCCACAAUCAUGGCGGCAAUGACCCUGCUUGGGUCGGCGUCGGUAGAGUGGAAAAACAUCAAGAAAGCACCACCGGAGCCUAAGAGCGAUGUACAGCCCUCUACCACUGACACAGAAGCCGGCGACAAGACGGAACUGUAAUGCCUGAGAAUAUGUACCAUGUCCGCCUGCCACCAUCCUUUGUGCUCUAGUGAACACUCGUUGGGGAUGGUCCUCUGGCUUGUCCUACCUUUUUUUAUUCUUUUCUUUGUCGAUUGCUCUUCCUGCUAUGGCCUUUUUUGGUCCCUCCACAGCUGUGCAGCGGAAGCGUGAUUUUAAAAACAGCUGAAAACCAAUAUUAAGCUCUUAUCUAUCCGUUCUUUUAGGCAGA
Aspergillus novofumigatus IBT 16806 is the source of this 1645-nucleotide messenger RNA. Its product is annotated as MDR family MFS transporter. The transcript is spliced from 6 exons. The record is from RefSeq and is a predicted model, not a curated record. Gene Ontology annotation, biological process: transmembrane transport. The coding region runs from base 52 to 1416 and encodes 454 amino acids. Gene Ontology annotation, molecular function: transmembrane transporter activity. NCBI's taxonomy places the organism in Eukaryota, Fungi, Ascomycota, Eurotiomycetes, Eurotiales, Aspergillaceae.